This is a messenger RNA of Macaca mulatta (Rhesus monkey), 3264 nucleotides long. The record is from RefSeq and is a predicted model, not a curated record. Lineage: Eukaryota; Metazoa; Chordata; Mammalia; Primates; Cercopithecidae.
GACGGACUGACUUACCGACCAUUCUUCCGGGUGCGGAAGGUGAGCUCCACCCGUGCUCAGAAUCCAGGGGCCCGGGACAGUAGGUAGGAGUUAAGUGGGUAGGGUCCCUUAACCAGGGUUGUCCGGUGUGGGUGGUGUGUGUUGUUUCGCCUAACGUGUCAGUGGCACAAAUCACGCGAACUCAUAAACAUUGUGCGUUCGGAAGGCUUUUCAAGAUGCCUUUAAUCCCUGCGUAAGCCCACGUUAAGCAUUCACGAAGGCAUGUGCUCUGUUCUCUCGGAAGCGGCCGGCCGGCUUCCCCUCCUCGGGCGCCGCUGCGGGCGCAGGUCCUCAAGUCCCAGCCUCCCAUGGGCCCAAGGCCUUCUGGGCUCCAAUUUGAGGCGAAGCCACCCCAGUUUCGUAAUUUUUCUGCAGUGAUUUAUUUUUACCUUUCAGGUAAGUUCGAAAGCUUCCAGCUCACUUUCAGAUAUUUCCACUAACGUAACUACGUAUUUGCAACAUACUUUUUUCAGAUUCCUUGACAAGAAUAUCCUAGUGACCAAACACCACCUUACUGGGAGUCAGAACGUCUGGGUUCUAGUCUUGACUGCCAUUAACUAGCGGUAUGACACUGGAGACGCCUUUUUGACCACUAUGGAUUUACGUUUCCUUUUCUGUAAAAUGAGGAGCUUGGAAUAAGUGACAAAUUUCCUUCCAGUUUUGACAUUUGGGUUAUUGCCUCCAAUAUGUCUUUCCAGUUUCUGCCUCAAUUACAUAUCUGUGCUUUGGUUAAUAUCUUGUAGUGUCCUUCCUCCCAUUCCCUUAAUCUGUGCUCUUCUCGAAUCUGGUUUCAUACUCGUUUAAAAAUUAUUUUCUCAAGGAAUCCUGUGUUUCCCGAGCACUCUACUUUUGGUCCAGGGGCACAACCGUAAAGAUCCAGAAAAUGAGGCCCAUAGGAAACAAGUGACUUGCUGAGUCCAGAUAACACUUACUAUCAGAGUUCAAGCGAUUCUCCUGCCUCAGCCUCCCGAGUAGCUGGGACUACAGGCAUGUGCCACCACGUCCAGGAGAAACAUGAACCAGAAGCUAUUGAAAUUGGAGAACUUGCUACGAUUUCACACUAUUUAUAGGCAACUGCACAGUCUGUGUCAAAGAAGAGCAUUAAGACAGUGGAGCCAUGGGUUUUCAUCUGCGUACCCUGUGUGGACAGCUCAGCUGUAUGCCUGGCCCUGGCCAACAGAAAUGCUCACUGGGGCUGCUUUAUCUCAGUAUAGGUUUCUAGUAACAAAAAAGGAAGAAAGACCACAGAAAUCUCAGUUAUCUUCAACAAAAUCUAAAAAGGUGGUAGAAGUAUGGAUUGGAAUGACUGUUGAGGAACUGGCCAGGGCAAUGGAAAAAAACACAGAUUAUAUAUAUGAAGCUUUAUUGAACACUGCUAUUGACAUAGAUUCACUGGAAGCAGACUCACAUUUAGAUGACGUCUGGAUCAAGGAAGUGAUAAUGAAGGCAGGGAUGAAGUUAAAGUGGAGUAAAUUGAAACAGGACAAAGUCAAAAAAAAUAAAGAUGCUGUAAGAAGGCCCCAGGCAGAUCCAGCUUUAUUAACCCCAAGGUCCCCGAUUGUUACUAUAAUGGGCCAUGUUGAUCACGGGAAAACGACAUUACUUGACAAACUUCGAAAAACUCAAGUGGCAGCAAUGGAAGUUGGAGGCAUCACUCAGCACAUUGGUGCCUUUCUUGUUUCUCUGCCUUCUGGGGAAAAGAUAACUUUUCUUGAUACUCCAGGACAUGCUGCUUUCUCAGCAAUGAGAGCCAGAGGGGCUCAGGUCACUGACAUUGUCAUCUUGGUUGUAGCUGCAGAUGAUGGGGUGAUGAAACAAACUGUAGAAUCUAUUCAGCAUGCCAAAGAUGCACAAGUUCCUAUUGUCCUUGCCAUAAAUAAAUGUGACAAAGCUGAGGCUGAUCCUGAAAGAGUGAAAAAAGAGCUGCUGGCUUAUGAUGUGGUAUGUGAAGAUUAUGGAGGUGAUGUUCAAGCAGUGCCUGUCUCCGCACUUACGGGCAAUAAUCUGAUGGCUUUGGCAGAAGCAACAAUUGCUCUUGCAGAAAUAUUAGAAUUGAAAGCAGAUCCCAAUGGUCCAGUGGAAGGAACAGUAAUAGAGUCUUUCACAGACAAAGGAAGAGGUCCUGUUACUACAGCUAUAAUUCAAAGAGGAACUUUAAGAAAAGGCUGUGUUCUGGUUGCUGGAAAUUGUUGGGCAAAAGUACGCUUAAUGUUUGAUGAAAAUGGAAAAACAAUCCAUGAGGCCCAUCCCAGCAUGCCAGUGGGAAUUACAGGCUGGAGAGACCUUCCUUCUGCAGGAGAAGAAAUUCUUGAAGUAGAAUCUGAGCCAAGGGCACGUGAAGUUGUUGACUGGAGGAAGUAUGAACAAGAACAGGAGAAAGGUAAAGAGGAUGUGAAAAUAAUAGAAGAAAAGCGAAAGGAACACCAAGAAGCAUAUCAGAAAGCCCGUGAGAAGUAUAGCAAUGUGCAGUGGAAGAAGAGAUCACUUCUACAGUAUUUAGAAAUAAAAGAACAAACAUCCUUAAAGCGAAAAGAGGAAAUGGAAAGAGAUUCAAAUGUACUUCCUGUGAUUAUUAAAGGUGAUGUUGAUGGUUCUGUUGAGGCCAUUUUGAACAUUAUAGAUACCUAUGAUGCUUCACACGAGUGUGAACUAGAAUUAGUACAUUUUGGAGUAGGUGAUAUAAGUGCAAAUGAUGUUAACCUUGCUGAAACAUUUAAUGGUGUUAUAUAUGGCUUUAAUGUGAAUGUAGGCAAAGUUAUCCAAGAGUCAGCUGCAAAAAAAGGUGUAAAAAUGAAACUUCACAAAAUAAUUUACCGUCUUGUUGAAGAUUUGCAAGAGGAACUGAGCAGCAGAUUACCCUGUGCUGUGGAAGAGCACCCAGUAGGUGAGGCAUCUAUACUAGCUACCUUCUCUAUAACAGAAGGGAAGAAAAAAGUUCCUGUGGCUGGCUGCAGAGUCCAAAAGGGACAGUUAGAAAAACAAAAAAAAUUUAAAUUAACCCGUGAUGGACAUGUAAUUUGGAAGGGUUCAUUAACCUCACUGAAACACCAUAAAGAUGACAUUUCAAUUGUCAAAACGGGAAUGGAUUGUGGUCUCAGUUUAGAUGAAGAAAAUAUGGAAUUUAAAGUGGGAGAUAGAAUUGUUUGUUACGAAGAAAAACAAAUUCAAGCCAAGACUUCUUGGGAUCCAGGAUUUUAAAAUACAUUAAAGAUGUAAAUAACUCAA